Dovyalis caffra is the source of this 1440-nucleotide messenger RNA. The record is from the annotation of a GenBank genome assembly. NCBI's taxonomy places the organism in Eukaryota, Viridiplantae, Streptophyta, Magnoliopsida, Malpighiales, Salicaceae.
AUGGCUAAAAAACGAAAGCACGACUCCAAAUCCACUGAACCAGCGGAAGAACCGCCGAAUAAACUACAGCAACAAGAACAACCAAAGGAAGAACCCCAAGAAGAACAACACGAAGAAGAAGUAGAAGAAGAAGAAGUUGAAGAAGAGGAAGAAUAUGAAGAAGUCGAAGAGGAAGAAGAAAAUGAAGAUGAUCAAGAUGGAGAAACCAAUCAAAACGCUGAGAUCUCAGCUGGUGAGAAUCGAAACGAUGAAGAAGAUGAAGAUGAGGAGCCGAUUGAUAAACUUCUUGAACCGUUUGGAAAAGACCAGCUGAUUAAUUUACUACGUGAAGCAGCUGAUUCUCACCGGGAUGUUGCGGAUAAAAUCCGGCAGGUGGCUGACCAAGAUCCGGUGCACAGGAAGAUUUUUGUUCAUGGGCUUGGUUGGGAUACGAACGCUGAGGCUUUAAUGAAUGCCUUUAAGCCUUAUGGCGAGAUUGAGGAUUGUAAAGCCGUGUGCGAUAAGGUUUCAGGGAAAUCAAAGGGUUAUGGGUUUAUUUUGUUCAAGAAAAGGAGUGGGGCGAGGAAGGCGUUGAGGGAACCGCAGAAGAAGAUUGGGAAUAGGAUGACAGCUUGUCAACUGGCUUCGAUUGGCCCGGUUCCACAGUCGAGUGCUGGACCGUCUGGGCCGGUUGCUACUGCUUCGCAAACACAGCAGUCGGUUUCAGAGUAUACGCAGAGGAAGAUUUAUGUGAGUAACGUGGGAGCAGAUUUGGAUCCCCAGAAGUUGUUGGGUUACUUUUCGGAGUUCGGAGAGGUUGAGGAAGGACCAUUAGGGCUUGACAAAGCGACUGGGAAGCCAAAAGGGUUUUGUUUGUUUGUUUAUAGGACUGUUGAGAGUGCCAAGAAAGCGUUAGAAGAGCCCCAUAAGACUUUCGAAGGGCAUAUUUUGCAUUGUCAGAAAGCUAUUGAUGGGCCGAAACCUGGGAAAUCGCAGAAACCACCACCACAGCAACAUCAUAAUUUGCAAAGCUCGCAUUACCAGAGGAAUGAUGGUGGUGGGUAUGCUGCUGGUGGGGGUCGAGGUGGUCAUUUAAUGGCCCCGGCUGCUGCUGGAGUUGGGAUUGGGUUUAAUCAGGGGGCCGCCGCUACUCCUGCGUUGAACCCUGCACUUGGACAUGCGCUGACAGCGUUUCUUGCAUCUCAGGGUGCUGGAUUGGGGGGGCUGACCAAUUUGCUUGGGACUUUGGGGUCUGCUGCGGCUGUGACUCAGGGUGGUGUACCUAGUACAGGCCAUGGAAUGCAAGGUGCUUAUGGGAACCAGACGAACAUAAGUCCCGGAGUGAUUGGAGCUUAUGCGAAUCAGGGAGCUAUGCAGGGUGGAUAUCCAAAUCAGCAGAUGGGACAGGGUGGAUCUGGGAGAGGACAACACGGGCAAUAUACCCCUUAUAUGGGUCACUAG